Messenger RNA from Arvicanthis niloticus (Nile rat), 2091 nucleotides. It is a transcript of the gene Sting1, whose product is annotated as stimulator of interferon response cGAMP interactor 1. Gene Ontology annotation, biological process: reticulophagy; autophagosome assembly; positive regulation of type I interferon production. Gene Ontology annotation, cellular component: endoplasmic reticulum membrane; autophagosome. The record is from RefSeq and is a predicted model, not a curated record. Gene Ontology annotation, molecular function: cyclic-di-GMP binding; 2',3'-cyclic GMP-AMP binding. Lineage: Eukaryota; Metazoa; Chordata; Mammalia; Rodentia; Muridae.
CAGAAUACUCCCGGGAGUUAAGGGGAGUCUCUGAAUGUCGGGAUUUUCCUGUCUCUGCUUGUGAUAUGGGGAGGGUUCAGGUUCUUGCCUAAAAGGGAUGAAGUGCUCCUGUCCUGGGCCGCAGCAGCCAGCUUCUCCUUGUGCCAGGCAUCUUCCAUCUGCUUCUAGAACAAGGCAUGGAGCCAACUGACUUCUGAGCGACUCCUCAGGCUUCGCGACCUCACUGACUUGGAAGAUUUUGAGGCAUCCGGAAAUUCUGUGGGACCCUUCUUUUGGUCCUUGUGUGGAGUCCUGCCGGGUGUCCACUAGAGUGUGUUACAUCCCGGGACCUUUAGAGGAAUCUAAAGUGUGGCGGGGCUGUGGCUGCUGUCUACCCAUUGAGAGGCCACUUGCUAGUAGCUACGGAACUGCUUCGCUGUCUCUCCUGUUCCAGGAACACCUCCGUCUAGGAAGCAGAAGAUGCCGUAUUCCAACCUGCAUCCAGCCAUCCCACGGCCCAGAGGUCACCGCUCCAAACAAGCAGCCUUGGUCUUGCUGGUGGCCAGCCUGAUGUUCCUUUGGGUGGCAGGGGAUCCAAUUCACACUGUGCAGCAUCUAGUACAUUACCUAGCCUCGGAGCAACUUGGACUGCUGCUGAAAAAACUCUGCUGUCUGGCUGAAGAGCUGCGCCAUGUUCAGUCCAGGUACCACGGCAGCUACUGGAAGGCUAUGCGCGCCUGCCUGGGCUGCCCCAACCGCAGUAUGGCCUUGUUCCUACUGUCGUCUUAUUUCUACUGCUUCCCCUUAAAUCCUACUGAACUGCACCUCAGCUGGGUACUUGGCCUCCUGGUCCUCUCAAAGUCCCUAUGCAUGCUCCUGGACCUUCAGAGCUUGGCCCCAGCGGAAGUCUCUGCGGUCUGUGAAAAAAAGAACUUGAAUGUCGCCCACGGGCUGGCCUGGUCAUACUACAUUGGGUACCUGCGGCUGAUCUUGCCAGGGCUCCAGGCCCGGAUCCGAAAGUUCAAUCAGCUACAUAAUAACAUGCUCUCGGGUGCAGGGAGCCGAAGACUGUAUAUCCUUUUUCCGUUGGACUGUGGGGUGCCUGAUGAUCUGAGUGUGGCUGACCCCAACAUUCGAUUCCGAGAUAUGUUGCCCCAGACAAACAUAGACCGUGCUGGCAUCAAGAAUCGUGUUUAUUCCAACAGUGUCUAUGAGCUUCUGGAGAAUGGGCAGCCGGCAGGCACCUGUAUCCUGGAGUAUGCCACCCCUUUGCAGACCCUAUUUGCCAUGUCACAGGAUAGCAAAGCUGGCUUCAGUCGGGAGGAUCGGCUUGAGCAGGCCAAACUCUUCUGCCGGACACUUGAGGAAAUCCUGGCAGAUGUCCCUGAGUCUCCAAACAACUGCCGUCUCAUUGUCUACCAAGAACCCACAGAGGGAAACAGUUUCUCGCUGUCUCAGGAGGUGCUCCGGCACAUUCGUCAGGAAGAAAAGGAGGAGGUUACCAUGAGUGCUCCCCCGACCUCAGUGGCACCUCGUUCCUCCGUACUGUCUCAAGAGCCGAGACUCCUCAUCAGUGGUAUGGAUCAGCCGCUCCCUCUCCGCACUGACCUCAUCUGAGGCAUGGGACAGCCUUGCCUGGGCUCUGCUGAUCCUUCAGCCUCCUGACUGAGCCUUCCUUCAAUGGCUGGGUGCAUCAUGGAGACGUCACAUCUCCAGAUGAGUUCCACAUCCCCGGGCAAGCCAUUUCACCUCUUUGAGCCUCAGCCGACUAUUGAAGGAGGUCAUACUAUUGAAGCCCACUAUUGAAGGAGGUCAUACUGCAUUCCCUGUCCACUCAUAGGGUUUGUGAAGAUUAUACAUGUAGAUGUUUGGUGUCAAUGCCUGGUAAACUUGAGAGAAAGGCCAAGUAUCUCCCAUGGAUGCUCCAGAUAUUCUUUGCUCUCCAUUGACCUGUGUGGAUGGUACCAGCAGACUCCAACCCUCCAGCUUCUGGUCAUGUAUGUUUAAUGGAACUUCAGUAGAUGGAGAGAGGGAAAAGGAACAUCUGUUCUGUAGCUGUAUGCAGUUACAGUGGGCUGCCCUGCCAGGCUGUCUUCUCAGUAAACAUAUUUA